GAGGUCUCGCGUCUGCAGCAGUGUCUCUCGGGAGCGACUUCCCCCGGCUGUUGCUUCUUUCCCGCCCCGAAGUGUUUUGCCGCCUGCCUUUCUCUUUCCGAGGGGGCGCAGGACAGGGCGGGGAAGAGCUGCGCGCGGCGGGGAGUCGUGCGGCGCAGCCGGCUCGGGGUUGAGCAGCGACGCUUCGUCUGGGCGGCAUCGGAGGCGAAGCAGGAGAAGGCGGCGGCGGCGGCGACAAGGCGCAGGUGGAUUCGCCCGCUGCCGGCCGUCCCCCGGCGGCUGAGGCGAUAUGCCCGCGGUGCAGAAAACCGUGUCGGAGCUGCGGUUCAGGGCGGAGGGAUAUGAGAAGACAGAUGAUGUUUCAGAGAAGACAUCGCUUGCUGAUCAGGAGGAAGUGAGAACUAUUUUUAUCAAUCAACCGCAAUUCUCUAAAUUUUGUAACAAUCAUGUCAGCACUGCAAAAUACAAUUUCAUCACAUUCCUGCCAAGGUUCCUUUAUUCCCAGUUCAGAAGAGCUGCUAAUGCAUUUUUUCUUUUCAUUGCAUUGCUUCAGCAAAUUCCAGAUGUUUCACCAACAGGACGUUAUACAACCUUGGUUCCUCUCUUAUUUAUUUUAGUAGUAGCAGCAGUUAAAGAAAUUAUAGAAGAUGUUAAAAGGCACAAAGCUGAUAAUGCUGUGAACAAGAAGCAAAUACAAGUACUGAGAAAUGGAGCUUGGGAAAUAGUUCACUGGGAAAAGAUUGCAGUAGGGGAAAUAGUGAAAGUGACCAAUGGGGAACAUCUCCCAGCUGAUCUCAUCAGUCUGUCAUCAAGUGAACCACAAGCUAUGUGCUACAUUGAAACAUCAAAUUUAGAUGGUGAAACUAAUCUAAAAAUACGACAGGGUUUGCCAUUGACAUCAGAGAUAAAGGACAUGGACAGUUUGAUGAGACUUUCAGGCAGAAUUGAAUGUGAAAGUCCUAACAGACAUCUGUAUGACUUUGUUGGAAAUAUCAGACUAGAAGGGCAUGGCACUGUUCCACUGGGACCUGAUCAGAUACUUCUGCGUGGAGCUCAGCUAAGAAAUACACAGUGGGUUCAUGGAAUAAUUGUUUACACAGGACAUGAUACAAAACUCAUGCAGAACUCAACAAGCCCACCUCUUAAACUGUCUAAUGUGGAAAGAAUUACAAACAUUCAAAUUCUGUUUUUGUUCUGCAUUCUUAUUGCUAUAUCAUUGAUUUGUUCCAUUGGUUCAGUUAUAUGGAAUCAAAAACAUGAGGAGAGGGAUUGGUAUAUCAAUCUAAAUUAUGGUGGUGCUAGUAAUUUUGGACUGAAUUUCCUGACUUUUAUAAUUCUCUUCAAUAACCUCAUUCCAAUCAGUUUGUUGGUUACACUAGAAGUGGUUAAAUUUAUUCAAGCAUAUUUCAUAAAUUGGGAUAUUGAUAUGCAUUAUGAACCUACAGACACUGCUGCGAUGGCUCGCACAUCCAAUCUCAAUGAAGAACUUGGCCAGGUCAAAUACAUCUUUUCUGACAAAACUGGUACCCUGACCUGCAAUGUAAUGCAAUUUAAGAAGUGUACUAUUGCAGGAAUAGCUUAUGGCCAUUCUCCUGAAUCAGAGGAUUAUGGCUAUUCUGCAGAUGAUUGGCAGAGUUCUGAAGCCAAAGAGGAUAAAAUGUUUAGUGAUCCAUCUUUACUGGAAAAUCUCCAAAACAAACAUCCAACUGCACCUAUAAUUUGUGAGUUUUUAACCAUGAUGGCAGUGUGCCAUACAGCAGUUCCAGAAAGAGAGGAUGAUAAGUUAAUUUAUCAAGCAGCAUCUCCAGAUGAAGGCGCAUUGGUUAGAGCAGCCAAACAUCUUCAGUUUGUUUUCACUGGAAGAACACCAGACUCUGUAAUUAUAGAAUCACUUGGACAGGAAGAAAGAUACGAAUUGCUAAAUGUGCUAGAAUUUACAAGUGCCAGGAAAAGAAUGUCUGUGAUUGUCCGUACACCUACAGGAAAAUUAAGACUAUACUGCAAAGGGGCUGACACAGUGAUUUAUGAUCGCCUGGCUGAAAAUUCAAGAUACAAGGAAAUCACCUUGAAACAUUUAGAGUUGUUUGCUACUGAAGGAUUGAGAACACUUUGUUUUGCGGUUGCUGAGAUUACAGAAAAUGACUAUUAUGAAUGGCUAAAUGUCUAUCAAAGAGCUGCAGUAUCUGUACAAAACAGAACACUAAAACUUGAAGAAAGUUAUGAAUUAAUUGAAAAAAAUCUUCAAUUACUUGGAGCUACAGCCAUAGAAGAUAAGUUACAAGAUCAAGUGCCUGAAACAAUAGAAACUCUAAUGAAAGCAGAUAUCAAAAUUUGGAUCCUUACUGGAGAUAAACAAGAGACUGCUAUUAACAUUGGCCACUCAUGUAAACUCUUGAGAAAGAAUAUGGGGCUUCUUGUCAUAAAUGAAGGAUCUCUUGAUGCAACACGAGAGACAUUAAGCCAUCAUUGCAGCACCCUAGGAGAUGCUUUGAGGAAAGAAAAUGAUUUUGCUCUUAUUAUCGAUGGCAAAACACUGAAGUAUGCCUUGACUUUUGGUGUAAGGCAAUAUUUUCUGGAUUUGGCUCUGUCAUGUAAAGCUGUUAUUUGUUGCAGGGUUUCACCUCUUCAGAAAUCUGAGGUUGUAGAAAUGGUUAAGAAGCAAGUAAAAGUUGUAACGCUAGCAAUUGGUGAUGGAGCAAAUGAUGUGAGCAUGAUACAGACAGCACACGUUGGUGUUGGUAUUAGUGGAAAUGAAGGGCUACAAGCAGCUAAUUCGUCAGAUUAUUCAAUAGCUCAGUUCAAGUACUUGAAGAACUUGCUCUUGGUCCAUGGUGCCUGGAAUUAUAGCAGAAUUGCUAAGUGCAUCUUAUACUGCUUCUACAAGAAUAUCGUCCUUUAUAUCAUUGAGAUAUGGUUUGCAUUUGUUAAUGGAUUUUCUGGACAAAUACUAUUUGAAAGGUGGUGCAUAGGACUUUACAAUGUGAUGUUUACAGCUAUGCCUCCACUGACACUUGGAAUAUUUGAGAGAUCAUGUCGCAAAGAAAAUAUGCUAAAAUACCCUGAAUUAUACAAAACUUCUCAAAAUGCCCUGGAUUUUAACUCCAAGGUUUUCUGGGUUCAUUGUUUAAAUGGCCUCUUCCACUCAGUAAUUCUGUUUUGGUUUCCACUAAAGGCCAUCCAAUAUGAUACUGUAUUUGCCAGUGGUAAAACGUCAGAUUACUUGCUUUUGGGAAAUGCAGUAUAUACAUUUGUGGUAAUAACUGUGUGUUUAAAAGCCGGAUUAGAAACUUCAUAUUGGACUUUGUUCAGCCAUAUAGCUAUAUGGGGCAGCAUUGCACUGUGGGUGGUAUUCUUUGGAAUCUACUCUUCUUUGUGGCCUCUCAUUCCAAUGGCACCUGAUAUGUCUGGGGAGGCAGCUAUGUUGUUCAGUUCUGGUGUCUUCUGGAUGGGCUUAUUUAGUAUUCCAAUGACAGCACUGAUCUUCGACGUAGUAUACAAAGUAAUCAAGCGAGCAGCAUUUAAGACGCUAGUAGAUGAAGUUCAGGAGUUGGAAGCAAAAUCUCAAGACCCAGGAGCUGUUGUCCAUGGGAAAAGCUUAACUGAAAGAGCUCAGCUACUGAAAAAUGUCUUUAAGAAAAACCAUGUCAAUCUGUACCGCUCUGAAUCGCUGCAACAAAACUUGCUUCAUGGCUAUGCUUUCUCUCAAGAUGAAAAUGGGAUUGUUUCACAAUCUGAAGUAAUAAGAGCCUAUGAUACUACAAAACAGAGACCUGAUGAAUGGUGAAGGAGAACAAUAUCAGAGAGCUGUGAUAUUUGCCAUAGUAAGGGAAACUAAUAUGCAUUUUCUGGGCCUGUUAACAAUGUCCAGUAACAGAGGUUAGAGGAAGGCGUAUGUUGUUGCUCUUAUUCCCUGAUGUUCACAUAUUGAGUAGACAUAAGCACUGUGCAACUAUACUGUAAUACACCAUCUCUCAAUUUUUCAACAAGUGUUACUUGGAUUUUGUAUACAGAGUUUGAAAGUUCCAGACUGCUUAUUUACAGAGAAGCUGAAUAUGUAUUGUUUCUAUACGUGCAUCUGGAACAUAAUGAACAGCCAGAUUAAUCAACAUAGUAUACAUUGACAACCACAGUGCUUGCAAAGGUUUACAAAUGGUGACUAUAUUAAAAGUAACGAGCCUUUGAUUUCAACAAGUGCUAAGUAACUAUUUUUAAAUGACAUUAAUUCAUGUGUUGAAGUAAGAUUUCAAAGCAAGAUAUUUGUAGGGAAUUGUGUCAAACUAGCCUAAGAAGUUUGCCAAAGAAGUUCCAUAUUUCUUAUUUUAAUCAUUUGCCGAGAAAUUUUAAAUGAUAGUGAUGGCAAUGUCACAUGUAAUAUCAGAAUUGCAUGCUUCAUAUUCUGUACUUGAAAAGUUUUACAACAAUGUGAAUUUAAUACAGGUUGCUUUUUAUUGCAUUCAUUUUCAGAUCUGUAGUCACUUUCACCUUUGGCCUUAUAUAAGUCUUUCUUUUUUCUUCAUGUUCAUUUAAUAGAAAAGAGUAAAUUUAACACAGCAGAUAUUUUCCAUGUAAGGGACAUGAGUCUUUGAGACUUGAUUGACUUACAGACAAAUACUGGUCUACCUUCUGUCUUUUUCCUGCACUAAAUAAGCCUGAUCUGGGGACACAUGUGCAGAGGAAUGAUCCGUGAGUAAAUAUGUUCCCCUACCAUCAUACACAAGCAUAUGAUCACUGCUUCCAUUUUUAAUCGCCCUUGUUACAUGUGGAGGCCAGGCUGCAAGAGGGUCAAGCUGCCUUCAUUCAAGUUAUUUUCCCCAGAUGAAAGAGCAACCAUGUGUUUGUCUAGAUAUGAUGCAGAAACAUGGAACAUGCAUUCUAUGCAGAUUUUCUCCCAUGUAACACUUCUUGCAUAUAUAGGACUCAAAUGAGAAUUAUGUACCAGGUAGAGAAACCUUUUUCCAUGCAUAGAUUGUACUUACUAGACUGAGGCACAAGUAUAUUUGAAAAUGCUGGGUUAUAUUUGCAAUUAAUCAUAAGAGUUUUUUAUGUGCAUUUGGCUACAAACAACUCUUGUUGAUUUUCUUAUUUUAAAAGAACAAGGAACAGUUUGCACUAUAAUACAAGUAUUUAUUUUUGUUGUCAAAUUUAAUCUAUGAGUACAGUCCCAACUUAAAUUAGACAAUGCUGAAGAUUUCAACCAAUAGAUUUUUUGUAUUUUCUUUAAUGUAAAUAUUCGUAUAUAUGCUACUAAGGAAAGUAAACUAUCAAAGUAUUCGUAUUCUAGUCAGUAAUAUAAGACUAUUCUCCUCAUAACUAGAAAUAUUUUAAUUAAAUGUUUUUAGAUAUGUCAAUUUGUAAAACCAGGAUGAGAAAGACAGGAUCUGAUAUAAUAUUGCAAAUUAAUUUGUACACUGCUAUGAGUUUUUAGAAGCCAUUUCAGUUUCUCUAUUUUUGAAAUAUUUUUAUAAAAGGUUCCAUCUCUGACUUGAGUACACUGUACAACUGUUCUACCUUUCUAAAGAGAAGUAUAAAGUCAAAUAUACAUAUUCUGAUAAAUGCAGUGUUUGUGUGUGAUUGUUACCACGUUGGAUCCAACUUGCAAAGCAAUGUAUAGCAGAAACACUUUUUUUAAUAAAUGACCCAGAAUGUUUCAUA
Messenger RNA from Varanus komodoensis (Komodo dragon), 5652 nucleotides. It is a transcript of the gene ATP8A1, whose product is annotated as ATPase phospholipid transporting 8A1. Bases 290 to 3784 code for a protein of 1164 amino acids. Gene Ontology annotation, cellular component: plasma membrane. Gene Ontology annotation, molecular function: ATP binding; magnesium ion binding; ATPase-coupled intramembrane lipid carrier activity. The transcript is spliced from 37 exons. The record is from RefSeq and is a predicted model, not a curated record. Gene Ontology annotation, biological process: phospholipid translocation. Lineage: Eukaryota; Metazoa; Chordata; Lepidosauria; Squamata; Varanidae.